AUUUCAGACUUGAGUAUGGACAUGUAUGAGAUCCUCGGAAAAGUGGGAGAGGGAAGUUAUGGAACGGUAAUGAAAUGUAAACACAAGGAAACAGGACAUAUAGUUGCCAUUAAGAUAUUUUAUGAGAAGCCAGAAAAAUCUGUCAACAAAAUUGCAAUGAGAGAGAUAAAAUUCCUAAAGCAAUUUCGUCAUGAAAACUUGGUCAACCUGAUUGAAGUCUUCAGACAGAAAAAGAAAAUCCACCUAGUGUUUGAAUUUAUUGACCAUACAAUUUUAGAUGAGCUACAGCAUUACUCUCAUGGUCUUGAUAACAGGAGACUUAAGAGAUAUCUGUAUCAGAUUCUUCGAGCAAUAGUCUAUCUCCACAGCAACAAUGUAAUUCACCGUGAUAUUAAACCUGAAAACAUUCUAGUUUCACAGACUGGAAUUACAAAACUGUGUGAUUUUGGGUUUGCUCGGACUUUAGCGGCUCCUGGUGAUGUUUAUACUGAUUAUGUGGCAACACGAUGGUACAGAGCUCCAGAGCUGGUGCUAAAGGACACUACCUAUGGGAAACCUGUGGACAUCUGGGCUUUAGGUUGCAUGAUCAUCGAGAUGGCCACUGGUAACCCAUACCUACCCAGCAGUUCUGACCUCGAUCUUCUUCAUAAAAUUGUGACCAAAGUAGGCAAUUUGACACCUCACCUUCAGAGUAUUUUUAUAAGGAGCCCAGUUUUUUCAGGAAUGGUCCUUCCAGAAGUUCAGCACCCUAAAAGUGCAAAGAAAAAGUAUCCUAAGCUCAAUGCACUUCUUGCAGAUAUGGUUCAUGCUUGUUUACAAAUGGAUCCUGCAGAUAGGAUGUCAUCUGCUGAUUUACUACAGCAUGAAUAUUUCACCAGAGAUGGUUUUGUUGAAAAAUUCUUACCAGAGCUGAAAAGCAAAUUAUUACAAGAAACAAAGCAGAAUUUUCUAUCAAAAUUCAGAGACAGUAAUAAAGAACUUGAGCAAAUCAAAGAUGAAAAGAGAACAGUUCAUGUUAAUAUUCCUCCAAAUGGCUCAAUUGUUGUAAAGCAGUUUUCUGAAAUGAGACAAGUUUUCAGUGGAUCCCUUCCUGUAUCAAGUAUAUCUCUACUGUUGCACUUGCCUGGGAGCACAUGGUCACUUGCUCCUAAGGAUCCGACCACUUCGACUGCAUUGAUCAGGUCCUCCACAUUUAUUAGGAUGAGAAUGAGAGUAACUGAUCCCCUUGUUGCCUCUUCUACCUUCUGGACCAUAAGAUUGUCUGCAAGGCAAGCGAAGAAUUUGUUGGACAUUGUAUUCUUGGCCGAGUUUGUUUUCCAGCAGAUAAGAGAAGUGAUUAUGGUUGAUGUGCAUUACUUGUUCCAGGAAAUGGAAAAGGACAAAAAAACAAAGGAGAUAAAAGUCAAAGGUAUCAAGAUGAAAGGGGGGAAAUCUGAAAUUUCAGAGCUUAAAAGGAAUGAACAAGAAGACGCACCCUCGCAAUGGGUCACUCUGUCUCAGAAUACUUUAAAUCUUCCUCACGAGAACAAAUCCACCGGCAGUGAUGGCACUGCCCCGGCAGCCGUUGGGGCUGAUGCUAGUGGGAUAAAGGAGGAUCCUCCGCAAACACCGUCUAUGACAAUGCCCCGCAUCCACCCAAAUUGUAGAAAUAUUACUACAAAUUUCAGUUCACACUUUGUGUGUCCUAAUUCAAGACUUCCCGAAAAAGCAAAAAAAAGACGCAGUCCCUGGCCAACAGUUGGACAAGUAGGUCCAAAUAACCGUCAGGAAGACGGAGCUAUAGCUCAAAAUCAAAUGGAGAAAGUCUCUCUGUAUGAAAGAGCUGCUCAGAUUGAUCAAAUGGUCAACAUAAACAGAAAAAAACGCAACAUUUCAAGAUGUGAGAAGAGAGACAUUCACUUUCCAGAACUCGCAACAACAGGGCAACAGAAAGAACUGAAAGGAAUGGAAAUUAAACAGGUAAGAGUGCUGAAGAGGGAGCCAAAGAAAUCUGAAGUAUCUAAAAUACCAUCUUUACUAAAUGUGGAUCAGAAUCGUGAAAAACAAGAGGCUAAAGAAAUCUUAACAAAAGAAUCCAAUGUACAAGAAGUACGAUGUCCAGUAACAGUUUGUGGAGAUGUCCAUGGACAAUUUCAUGAUCUCAUGGAACUUUUCAGAAUUGGGGGCAAAUCACCAGAUACAAAUUACUUAUUUAUGGGGGACUAUGUUGACAGGGGAUAUUACUCUGUGGAAACCGUAACACUUCUGGUAGCUCUCAAGGUCCGUUAUCGUGAACGCAUCACUAUCCUUCGAGGGAACCAUGAAAGCAGGCAAAUCACACAAGUUUAUGGCUUCUAUGAUGAGUGCUUAAGGAAAUAUGGAAACGCUAACGUAUGGAAAUAUUUCACAGACCUUUUUGACUAUCUUCCUCUAACUGCCUUGGUGGAUGGCCAGAUUUUCUGUCUACACGGUGGCCUCUCUCCGUCUAUAGAUACACUGGAUCAUAUCAGAGCACUUGAUCGCCUACAAGAAGUUCCACAUGAGGGUCCAAUGUGCGAUUUGCUGUGGUCAGACCCUGAUGAUCGUGGUGGUUGGGGCAUUUCACCUCGAGGAGCUGGUUACACUUUUGGGCAAGAUAUUUCAGAAACUUUCAACCAUGCUAAUGGCCUUACCUUGGUUUCAAGAGCUCAUCAGCUGGUAAUGGAGGGAUACAAUUGGUGCCAUGAUCGGAAUGUAGUAACAAUUUUCAGUGCUCCAAAUUACUGUUACCGUUGUGGUAACCAAGCUGCAAUCAUGGAACUGGAUGAUACUCUGAAAUACUCAUUUUUGCAGUUUGAUCCUGCGCCACGCAGAGGUGAACCACAUGUCACUCGUCGCACUCCAGACUACUUCCUGUAAUGAGAUUUUACUCUUGUACAGUAUUGCCAUGAACCAUAAGUUGACCUAAAGGAUAUGGGAAGAGCAACAGUAACUCCAAAAUGUCAGAAAACAUUUAACAUUGAAACCUGUUUUCACAUGGACCAAAAGAUGUGCCAUAUUGAAAUACAAAGCCUCUUGUCUUGUCAGCGACUGUGACCACUUUAGAAUGAACCAGUUCAUUGCAUGCUGAAGCAACGUUGUUGGUCAAUAAACCAGUUUCUGGCAUAGCUCUACUUGUAGUUACUUUUGCUUUCUCUGAGAGAUUGCAAACAUUCAGAUGUAGACAUUGAACACCUCGUGAAUACGAUUAACUUUCCAUUUAGCUGUAGCUUUCCAGCAUGACUGUAGAUAAGAAUAGCUAACUAUCAUUGAAGCUUAAAGAACAUUUUAAAUAAGUACCAAGACCGACUUUUCUUAUUUGUGUUCUGAAACUGUUUUUUUAAGGGAAAACUGUUUAAUUUAAUUGUACAAUUGUUUUGUCUGAACUGUUCCACCUGCAUUCUUCCUUCACACUUUCCCUCUACACAACGCCCCAUGUAUUUGUCCAUCAUAGUGAGUUAUUUUGAAAAGAGCUGUUUUUUUCUGUAAGACGUUGCUGCAGAAGAGUGUUGCAGCAUUUUUUCAUAAUAAACUUGUGAACUUAAAAGG
Anolis carolinensis (green anole) is the source of this 3546-nucleotide messenger RNA. RefSeq names its product cyclin-dependent kinase-like 3. The transcript has 19 exons. The record is from RefSeq and is a predicted model, not a curated record. Lineage: Eukaryota; Metazoa; Chordata; Lepidosauria; Squamata; Anolidae. Gene Ontology annotation, cellular component: cytosol. Gene Ontology annotation, biological process: mitotic cell cycle; protein phosphorylation. Gene Ontology annotation, molecular function: protein kinase activity; ATP binding; protein serine/threonine phosphatase activity. Bases 16 to 2877 code for a protein of 953 amino acids.